UUUAGGUUAGGGUUUAUUGUAGCGUACCGUAGGUAGGGUUCGUCCUCCCCUCUUCCCCGAUCCGACCGAAAUUUAGCCCCAAUUAAAAUCCCUAGUUCCUCGAAUUCGAUCGGGUAUGGCUGACACCCUCCUCCUCCCUAGUCCCCCUUCCCUCCUCUCUCCGAUCAAUCGACCCCCUCGCGUCUCGCGGCGGAGUCAGCCCAUGGCGGCGUCCAUCCGCGUCACCAUGGAGGUCGGCGCCGACGGCGUCGCGCUUAUCACCAUCUUCAACCCGCUAUUUGAACUGGACCCCAAGAUCAUCCUUGGACUCAAGGAGAAGUACGCGGAGGCCAUUGAUCGGGACGACGUCAAGGCCAUCGUGCUCACGGGCUCCGCGGGGAACUUUUGUGGAGGCUUCAAUAUCAAUAUCUUCAGAAAAAUUCAUGAAACUGGAGACACGUCAUUCAUUCCUGAUGCAUCUGUUGAACUUGUGUCAAACAUGAUUGAAGAUGGCAAAAAGCCUUCCGUUGCGGCAGUUCAAGGCCUUGCCGCUUGUGGUGGUCUAGAGUUGACUAUGGGUUGUCAUGCUCGGAUAGCUACCCCUGAAGCUCAACUUGGAUUACCAGACCUAAGUCUUGGCUUCAUUCCUGGAUUUGGAGGUACUCAGCGUCUACCGAGGCUUGUUGGUCUACCCAAAGCAAUAGAAAUAAUGCUGCAAUCGAAGUUCAUCAUGGCGAAGGAAGCAAAAGAAUGUGGCCUUAUUGAUGAGCUUUGCUCCCAUGAUGAGUUGAUAAAAGUGUCACGCUUUUGGGCUCUGGAGAUUGCAAAUUGCCGUAAACCUUGGAUAAGAUCUCUUGUCAGGACAGAUAGGCUUGGUUCACUGUCUGAAGCUCGUGCUCUAUUAAGUAUGGAAAGACAUAAAACAAAUAGAGUUGCAGCAAACAUGCCACAGCACCGGGCCUGCCUAGAUGUUAUUGAAGAAGGCAUACUACGUGGAGGCCAUGCUGGUGUUGUGAAGGAAGCCAAGGUUUUCAAAGAGUUGGUAUUGUCAAAAACUUCAAGGGCACUUGUCCAUUUAUUUUUGGCCGAAUGUUCUACCACUAAGGUACCGGGUGUUACUGAUAUCCGACUCAAACCUAGGAAAAUAACAAAAGUGGCUGUUAUUGGUGGUGGUCUUAUGGGCUCUGGAAUUGCAACAUCCCUUCUAGUUGGCAAUUUAUCUGUUGUCCUCAAGGAAGUAGAUCCUGGAUCUUUGCAAAGGGGGCAGAAAACAAUAGCAGGAAAUCUGGAGGGCCUUGUCAGAAGAGGCUCAUUGACCAAAGAUAAAAUGAGCAAGGCGAUAUCUCUUCUUAAGUGUUCAUUGAAUUAUUCGGAUUUCAGUGAUGUUGAUAUGGUUAUUGAGGCUGAUAUUGAGAAGGAUCCUUUGGCGAAACAAUUAAUUUUUUCUGACAUUGAAAAAAUCUGCCCAUCAAAUUGCGUAUUUGCAACAAAUCUGUCCACCAUAGAUUUGAAGCUUGUCGGCGAGAAGAAAAAAUUUCAAGAUAGAAUUAUAGGGGCUCAUUUUUUCAGUCCUGCUCAUAUUGUGACAUUGCUUGAAAUUGUCCGCACCGAGAAGACAUCGCCACAAGCUAUCCUUGAUCUUAUAACACUUGGGAGAACAAUGAAGAAAUUCCCUGUCGUGGUUCGCAACUGCACAGGUUUUGCAGUAAAUCGUACAUUUUCCCCUUACGCAGAAGGUGCUCAGCUUCUUGUUAGUCUUGGCAUUGAUCUUUUCAGAAUUGACAGAGUUAUAAGCAACUUUGGCAUGCCAAUGGGACCGUUUCAACUGCAAGAUGUAGCUGGGUAUGGAGUAGUCUUGUCAGUAAAGGAUCUCUAUGCGGCUGCCUCUGGGACACAAAAUUUGAACUCCGGUAUAGUGGAUUUGACGAAUGAGGAUGGGCGGCCCCUUGGAGCACAGAAUUUUAACUCUGGUCUAGUGGAUUUGAUGAAUGAUCAUGGGCGGCAGGGAAAAAGAUAUGGAAGAGGCUAUUAUCUUUAUGAUAAGGGUGGGAAGCCAAAACCUGACCUUAGUGUUCAACGUGUGAUUGACGAGUACAGAACACAAGCAAAGACAAUGCCUGGUGGAAAGCCGGUUGCGUUAUCAGAUCAAGAUAUAUUGGAGAUGAUCUUUUUCCCAGUCGUUAACGAGGCAUACAGGGUGGUGCAAGAAAAUGUGGUGAUCAGGGCUUCUGAUCUUGAUACUGCGUCUGUCCAUGGGAUGGGCUUUCCCAAGUACAGGGGUGGCCUCAUGUUCUGGGCUGAUACGGUUGGAGCAUCUUAUAUACAUUCAAAGCUCAGCAAGUGGGCUGAAACAUAUGGCGAUUUUUUCAAGCCAUCAUCAUAUUUGGAGGAGAUAGCAAAAAGCGGCCUAUCACUGAUGCCCGGUGAUGCAACAAUCAUGGGCGAUGCGACAAACAUGGACGAUGGCGACACGAGAGCUGCCUCAUUACCAUACCACGCCAUCUUUGACAUCCUCUCCAGGGUACCGUUGAAGUCUGUGUGCCGAUUCCGGUGCGUGUCCAAAGAGUGGUGCGACCUCAUCUCCAGCCACUUCUUUGCCGCUGCCCACAGGUCCCACCAGGGCCCGCUCCUCAUUGACGCUGGCUCCUUUGAGGAAGAAGAGCCUGCGGGAGGACGUGACAUGCGGCUCAUGGACAUGGAGGGCAAUAUCGUGAGGGUCAUCAAGGGAGCCGGUGGCUAUGGGAUGAUGUGCAACACGAGCCUCGACGAACUCAUAUGUGUCAGUGGACCCAUCUGUGGCGGCAUCCAGGUGGUUGAUCCGGCCACCGGGGAGGUACUCAAGACCUGUCCACAGGUGGACGUGGUAGAUCAUGAUGCAUAUCCUUUCGUGGCCGUACGGUACUACUACCUCUUCGGUUUUGGCCGCGCCACCCCGUCUGGUGAAUACAAGAUGGUGCGACUGGUCGGCGGUGGCACAUGUGAGGUUUUUACACUAGGAGAUGAUGACAGAGGCUGGAGAAUAGCACAGCCACCACCAAGCAUCCUAGUAUCAGAUCAAGGCCCUCCUAUCGCUAUUGAUGGUGUCCUGUACUUUAUGGAGGGAGGUGUCAGCGACAAUUUGAUCUGCUUUGACUUGGAGAGUGAGGAGUGGAAGCCUGACGUGAUAAUAGGACCACGGAUGUCUGAUCACGAAGAGGCUGGUUGGGAGCGUUUAAGGAGGCCUCUUCCAAUCCGAAUUACAGAGCUGAAUGGUUCCUUGUGCAUGGUUCAGCCAGUCCUCUAUGAUAUAUUUCCGCGCAGGUUUGACCCCAACGGCCCAUUCAGCAACAUAUGGAUACUGGACAAGUCUGAUAAGAGAACUUGGAGCAAAGAAUACAAGAUACUGAUUGCCCCAAGAGCAUGCUGUUAUAUGCCGUUGUGGAGACGCGCUGAUGGGAAGCUGCUCUUGCACUGCUCCUUUGAUGGAGGACAGUCGUUGGUACUUCAGAUAUACGAUCCUGGCACAGGCACGUGCUCAGAUAUGGUGGGACAACCUGGCAACCUGGCCGGUAGAAUUGGGCUUUGCAGCUUUCGCUUCCGUAAAAGCAAGAUCUUUAGGCCUUUUUGGAGCGUUUCUCACUUUUUUCUUUAGAGCAAGAUCCUUAGGCCUUCCUUGUUAGACGUUGGUUUAUAGAUUUUCUUCUAGUCUUUGUAACAGAUCUGAGAUUGGUGUUCUUAAAAUCUGAUUUCUAUCUCAA
This is a messenger RNA of Lolium rigidum, 3716 nucleotides long. RefSeq names its product peroxisomal fatty acid beta-oxidation multifunctional protein-like. The transcript is spliced from 19 exons. Bases 116 to 3610 code for a protein of 1164 amino acids. Gene Ontology annotation, cellular component: peroxisome. The record is from RefSeq and is a predicted model, not a curated record. Lineage: Eukaryota; Viridiplantae; Streptophyta; Magnoliopsida; Poales; Poaceae. Gene Ontology annotation, biological process: fatty acid beta-oxidation. Gene Ontology annotation, molecular function: (3S)-3-hydroxyacyl-CoA dehydrogenase (NAD+) activity; protein binding; NAD+ binding.